Anisakis simplex (herring worm) is the source of this 447-nucleotide messenger RNA. NCBI's taxonomy places the organism in Eukaryota, Metazoa, Nematoda, Chromadorea, Rhabditida, Anisakidae. The record is from the annotation of a GenBank genome assembly.
AUGAUACCGCCACUUAUUCAGCUUGAUACGUCGAAAAACUUUUUCGAAAGUGUCGUUCCAUUUAGUAUCAAGAAAGUGGAACAGUUUCUGGAUGCGACAACAGUAGUGAAUGAUAACGAUGAUUGGCAUUCCGAGGAUGAAAAUAAUAGCAGUGAUGAGAAUUUGGCAAGUGAUCUAGGAAGUGAAAAGGAUAUCUCAUUACUUUUGGAAGGAUAUGAAAAGAAAGCGAAUAUGGUGUAUCAUUGCGAUAUUUGUAACAUAGAUGUGCAUGGAUCGGAAUGUUGGGAAAGGCACUUGAAGGGGAAACGACACAGGAAAGCGAAUGGUGCUCUGAAGAGACGUUUGGCUCGAGAGGAGCAAUUGAAGUCACGCGAUGAAGAUGAGAAGUGUAAUGAUGUGUCGUUUGAACCGAACAAAAUUGAUAACGAGAUUGAAAUAAAUUCGUGA